ACUCAUAUCUACCUGAUCCAGAUGGAAUCUUGAUGGAAGUGAACUAACCCUCUCAGAUCUAUUGAUGAUGUCUUUCUAUUUUUCCAGGACACGCCAUGGAGAAACCCUCAAAGGAUCGUCUCACUUUAUCUCCACAUUGUAAAAUGGAAGAUGAGGACAUCACAGGAGAUUGUGGAGGAGAAAAGACAAUGAGCUCCACUAUGGAUGGAGGACUUCACAGCGUGGAUAGACCAUGGAAUCCCUCUGACUCUGAGCAACCUCGUACUGUGGGGGGUGGGGCCGGGAUUCAGGGGGAGAAGCCAUUUCCCUGUCCUGAGUGCGGAAAAAGCUUUAAGUCUGAAUUAGGUCUUACUGUGCACCAGAGAUCUCACACGGGGGAGGAGCUUCAUUCCUGCCCUGAGUGCGAAGAAUCUUUUUCACGGAAGUAUCUCCUUACCGUACAUCAAAGAACACACACGGGUGAGAAACUUCAUUCCUGCCCUGAGUGCAGGAAAUGUUUUCUUUAUGAAUCAGAACUGCUCACACAUCAGAAAUCUCACACGGGGGAGAAGCCAUAUUCCUGUGCCGAGUGCGGGAAACGUUUUUCACGAAAGUCCAAUCUUUCUGCGCAUCAGGCAUCGCGCACGGGUGAGGAACUGCAUUCCUGUCCUGAGUGCGGGAAACGUUUUUCAAAGCAGUGCGAUCUUUCUGUACAUCAGCGAUCGCACGCGGUUCAGAAUAAAUAUUCCUGCGCCGUGUGCGGAGAAAGAUUUUUCUAUAAAUCGGAACAGGUCAGACAUCAGAGGUCUCACAGGGGUGAGAAGCCGUUUUCCUGUCCCGAGUGCGGGAAAUGUUUCUCAGAGAAGUGCAAACUUUCAGCACAUCAGAGGUUGCACACGGGUGAGAAGUCUCAUUUCUGCCCUGAGUGUGGGAAAUGUUUUGUUUAUGAAUCGGAACUGGUCACACAUCAGAGAUCUCACUUAGGGGAGAAGCCGUUUUCCUGUUCUGAGUGCGGGAAAUGUUUUUCUAAGAAAAGCAAUUUUUCUGCACAUCAGAGAUUGCACACGGGGGAGAAGCUUCAUUCCUGUUCUGAGUGCGGGAAAUUUUUUCCUUAUGAAUCAGAUCUUGUCACACAUCAGAGGUCUCACACAGGUGAGAAGCCGUAUUCCUGCCCUGAGUGCGGGAAAUGUUUUACGCAGAAGUCUACACUUAACAAACACCAGAUAACGCAUGCAACCCUAGAGAAGGUUCAUUCCUGCCCUGAGUGCGGGAAAUGUUUUUUUUAUAAGUCGGAACUGGUCACCCAUCAGAGAUCUCACAUGGGGGAAAAGCCGCAUUCCUGUUCUGAGUGCGGGAAAUGUUUUUCAUGGAAGUACAGCCUUCAUGAGCAUCAGCGAUGCCACACGGGAGAGAAGCCGUUUAAGUGUUCCGAGUGCGGGAAAUGUUUUUCCAAGAAAAGCAAUUUUUCGAAACAUCAGAGAUUGCACCGGGGCGAGAGGCCUCAUUCCUGUGCCGAGUGCGGGAAAAGUUUUCCUUCUAAAUCGGAACUGAUCAGACAUCAGAGGUCUCACACGGGUGAGAAGCCGUUUUCCUGUCCUGAGUGCGGGAAAUGCUUUACGCAGAAGUGUUACCUUAUCAAACAUCAGAGAACCCACACAAACCUCGAGGUGUAUUAGUGUCAGGAGUGCGGGAAAUGUCUUCUUCCAGAACCGCAUUUGCGAGGUCAGGCACUGAUGUUGGACGAGAAGGCCUGGCUCGCUUUAAUUCAUCUGAAGGGUGUUCUUUCGGGUUCAGGUCAGGACUCUGUGCAGGCCAGUCAAGUUCCUCCACCCUAAACUCGCUCAUCCAUGUCUUUAUGGACCUUGCUU
Rana temporaria (common frog) is the source of this 1847-nucleotide messenger RNA. RefSeq names its product zinc finger protein OZF-like. The transcript has a single exon. The record is from RefSeq and is a predicted model, not a curated record. Gene Ontology annotation, biological process: regulation of cytokine production; regulation of immune system process; negative regulation of transcription by RNA polymerase II. NCBI's taxonomy places the organism in Eukaryota, Metazoa, Chordata, Amphibia, Anura, Ranidae. The coding region runs from base 96 to 1655 and encodes 519 amino acids.